Molecule: messenger RNA, 2193 nt
Organism: Arachis ipaensis
Lineage: Eukaryota; Viridiplantae; Streptophyta; Magnoliopsida; Fabales; Fabaceae
Source: RefSeq, a predicted model, not a curated record
AUCAAACAAUUAAACAAAUAACCUCGAACAAGCUUGAUACUACCCUCACUCUCUCAGGUGGAAAGCACUCUUCCUUUUUACCCUACUCUCCUUCAUUGCAAGAAUGUUAUCAUUGUUCUCAUUCUCACCAAUAAUGUUAAGGUGUGCUCUUCAAAUCCCAAAUUCUGUUUCCCACUCUGCUCUCCGUCUUUGCUUCCCUUCAACUUCAUCCCUACACUCUCACUCUCAGCCCCAAUCGCUUGAUGAAGCUGUUGAUUCCUUCACUCGCAUGCUCUCUAUGCGUCGUACUCCUCCCAUCAUCCAAUUUAACAAGAUUUUGGGAUCCCUUUCCAAGACGAACCAUUUCCACGCCGCCGUUUCCCUUUUUCAGCAAUUGCAAAUCAGGGGAAUCGCGCCCAGCGUAGUUACUUUGAGCAUCGUAAUUAAUUGUUGUUGCGGCAUGGGUCGUAUGACGCUUGCUUUCUCUGUAAUGGCCAAGAUUUUCAGGAUGGGUUUUCAGCCUGAUACCAUAACAUUGACAACAAUCCUGAAAGGUCUCUGUCUCUCUGGUAGUGUUGAAAAAGCAGUGAGCUUUCAUGACAGAGUGCUGGCUCAUGGAUUUCACUUUAAUCAAGUCACUUAUGGGACCUUGAUCAAUGGCCUCUGUAAGACCGGACACACAUCAGCUGCUAUUCAAGUGUUGAGAAAGAUCCCACAUUAUGGCGUUGCUCCUGAUGUCUUCAUGUACAGCGCAAUUAUUGAUAGCCUCUGCAAGGAUACACUUGUAAGUCAGGCUUUUCAUUUAUUCUCUGAAAUGCUUGCUAAGGGAAUUUCUCCCGAUGUUAUCACAUACAGUUCUCUCAUUUUUGGAUUGUGUCUUGAGGGUCAAUAUAAGGAAGCCAUUGAUUUGUUAAGUGAUAUGGUGCUUAGAAACAUUACUCCAGAUGUUCGUACCUAUAGUAUUUUGAUCGAUGGGCUAUGCAAGGAAGGAAAGAUCAAAGAUGCUAAGAGUGUAUUGGCUGUAAUGGCAAAACAUGGUGUGAAACCAGAUGUGGUUACUUAUACCAGCUUAAUGGAUGGAUAUUGUUUGGUGAAUCAGGUAAAUAAGGCAAAAUAUAUAUUCAACACAAUGGCCCAAAGUAGAGUGUCACUCAAUGUUCAAAGUUACAAUACCAUGAUUAAUGGCUUGUGCAAAAGUAAAAUGGUCGAUGAAGCCUUGAAUCUCUUUGAAGAAAUGCGUCGUAAGUACUUGGUUCCAAACACAGUAACUUACAACACUCUUAUUGAUGGCUUGAGCAAAUCGAAGAGAAUCUCUUGUGCUUUAGAGCUUCUUGUCGAGAUGCAUGAAAGAGGUCAACCCACAGAUGUAGUCACUUACAAUUCCUUGUUGGAUGGGAUGUUCAAUAUCAAACAAGUUGACAAGGCACUUAUGUUAUUCAAGCAAAUGAAAGAGAGUGGCAUUGAUCCAAAUAUAUACACUUACAACAUACUUAUAGAUGGCCUAUGCAAAGGUGGAAGACUUAUAGAUGCAAUAGAGAUUUUUGAAGAUCUUUCCGUUAAAGGCUAUCGUCCAAAUGUGAGGACAUACAGUAUUAUUAUCAAUGGGCUCUGCAAAGAGGGCUUGUUUGAAGAAGCAUUGGCACUCUUGUCAAAAAUGGAAGGCAAUGGUUGCUUACCAGAUGCUGUGACUUUUGAAACUAUUAUUGGUGCUUUGUUUGAAAAAGAUGAGAAUGACAUGGCAGAGAAACUUCUUCGGGAAAUGGUUGCUAGAGGCUUAUUGAAUUGAUAAAAAAAAAGGUAAUAUACAUGAAUUCAAAUUGAAAUUACAUCUCAUUGUUGCUGAAUAUGUAUCAUAGUUUUGUAAAUUCUGUGUCUGUUGGAUAAGAGGACUUUGGCAAUGCCAUAACAUUAAUUAAUUUUGCACUUUCGAGUUUUGCAGUUGCUAUCAUCCUUUUUAAUUCCACUACUUUAUUGAUUCUUUAGAUGAUAUUCCUAGUUAUAGCUUAUAGAUUUAGUGUUUAAGAUCUCUUUAUUGCAAUGGAGUGUUCUUUACUGUUAUUCUAUGAGAUCAUAUAUUUAUCACGCUACAAACUAAGCAAAACUAAAAAGAUUGAAUAUUUUGUUUUGUUGUUUGUUCUCUGCUAUUCUGUUGUGCAAGUUAUUUUUCCGUAUCUUUGUAGGUACUGUAUAUAUAUAUGUAUAUAUAUCAAAAUA